CAAUUGGAAAUGGUUAGAGGGAGAGUGCAGGCUGCCACGGCUUCUCCUACCAAUCUAUGCUGCGGUGCUGCCCUGCUUGGACAUAUUCAAAGUCUUUUGAAGGCAUCUGAUUGCGUGGGCUGUCAGGUGCUCAGUGUUUGAAUCCAGCCAUGAAUAUAAUUGGAGCAGAGGAUGAAGACUUUGAGAAUGAUGAGCAACCUAAUGUGGAUGAUCACUUCAGUCAUUUUAACAGUAUUGAACUGUUGAAGUCCAGGCCCACCCACUUGCUGGCCUUCAUUCACCAUGUCAUGCUACAGUUUGACUGCGCUCCUGUGCUAUGCUACCUUCAUGCUGACCUCUUCAAGAACUUCAAUGCUAAAGACACCAAGAAACACUUUGGGGAAUUCUACAACACUUUCCUGGAUAAAGGAGCGAUUCUCAGAGUAUCAGUGCCAAACAACAUAGUCUUUGAACUGGAUCGCACGCGUCCAGACAUGAUCAGUGAAGAACAACAAAAACAUUUCGUUUAUGAUGUUCAGUUCAUGCAGGCUCCAGAGGUACGGCGACAGCUGGAGGACUUCAGGCAAAAAAGGAUGAUGGGAAUGACUCCUAACGAUUGUGAGCUACAUGAUGUGGAAUCGCAUCGGCCCACUGAUCGCAUCCCCGUGGAGAUGAAGGAGAAGGCUGUAGCUGAAACCAUGCUGGAAAAGAUGUUUGAGGCCAACCCCUCAAUUGUUGCUGACAAGGACAAAAGUAACGUCAUCUUUGGAGCAUUGGCCUUGUAUAUGAAGCACCUUGGUGUCAAGACCAGAGCACUUGACAACAAGAAGACCAAAUCAGGAUGGCGUCCAUCUGUCCCUUCUGUAUUAAAGCCAUGGGGAGGUAAACCAGUCAAACCAGGCAAACCAGUUCCACCUGAUGGUAAGCAAACUAGGUUGGACAUUGAAGUAAAGUCCAUUAAACCAAGUUUCCCACCUCAAGUUGCCGGGAAUGAUGGCAUCUCCCCUGCAGGCCGAAAGUCUAUUGGGGGAGGGUCAGGUAGCAUCCAUGGCUCAGAGAGCAGUGAAGGGUCGACCAUCAGUAUCAGCAUCACUACCUGCCCCGACUCUCAAAGUGGGAUGGGUGUCAGCAACAGUCGCUCAGACCCCAAACCAAUGCCAGAGGUGGGAGAUAUUUCUCCUGUUAUCAUUGGUGUGGGUCUCCCUAUCUGUGAACCUCCCUCUGACAUCCCUCUAGAAGACUGUCAGGAGAGUGUCAGGAAUGUGCGGCGCAGUGAGAGCCUUUGUGUGGAGCGCCGUCACUCCCGCCGUGGUCGCUCCACCCGGUCCAAGCAGUCUCGCUCACGUAGCGAUGUGGACCUGCAGUCAACCUCCAUCUCCCAUCCCUCCUCACCCUCCCCACAGCACUCCGUCUCUGUGGAAGGUGGAUCGUUGCCUGAUGGGCUCAUUGCCGGUCCUGUCUUUGGCCCUAUCCAGUCACAGGAGGAAAUAGAGCCCCGUCUCUUGGAGCUUGAGCAGGACCCACCCAACUGGAGAGAAAUUGCUUGCAGUGUGAAUCUGGGCAAACUCGGCAAGAAGGAGACCAAAAGACAAGAAGUCAUUAAUGAGUUGUUUGCGACAGAGCAUGCUCAUGUCCGUAUGCUGAGUGUAUUGCAAACACUGUUUUUUCGUCCACUGGAGAGAGAACAGAUUAUAAACAAGGAUGAGCUGAAUAUCAUCUUCCCAAACCUUGAUGAGAUCAUAGAAAUGCACUAUGCUUUCUUUGAGAACCUGAAAAAACUGCGCCUGGAAGACGAAUACAUUGUCAAAACCAUAAGCACGCCACUUCUAAACCGGUUCAGUGGAUCAGAAGGGGAAUGGUUUCAGAAACUCACUGCACGUUUCUGUAGUCACCAGUCCUGGGCUCUGGAGCAUAUAAAGAGCAAACAGAAGAAGGAUCCCCGAUUUAAUGCUUUCAUACUGGAAGCAGAAACUAAGCCUCAGUGUAGGAGGCUACAGCUGAAAGAUAUCAUCCCCAUAGAGAUGCAAAGACUCACUAAGUAUCCUCUUCUGCUGGAGAACAUUGCCAAGAAUACAGAGGAUGAAACAGAAAAAUCCAACAUUAGCCAAGCAGCAGAGUGCUGCCGUAAGAUCCUCAACCACGUCAAUGAAGAAGUCAAACAUAUGGAGAACCUGCUGAUUUUGAAAGACUACCAGCGCAGACUGGACACCUCAGGACUGAAGCCAAGCAAUGACCUCUACACUGAGUACAAGAACAUUGAUCUGACCUCCAGGAAUAUGCUGUUUGAAGGGCCUCUGACAUGGAAAGUGACCAAGGAGAAAGCAAUCGAUGUGCACUGUGUGUUGCUGUCAGACUUGCUGGUCUUGCUGCAGAAGCAGGAUGAUAAGAUGGUUUUGAAGUGUCAGAGCAAAAGUAACAUUGCCGUUCAGGAAGGCAAACAGAUGCUGAGUCCGAUCAUCAAACUGGAGUCUGUUUUUCUCAGAGAAGUAGCCACUGACCCAAAGGCCCUCUAUGUCAUCUUCACCUGGGACAGUGGAGCACAGAUCUACGAGCUAGUGGCUCAAUCUAUCGUGGAAAGAAAAAAUUGGUCAGAAGUGAUUAAGUCUGCAGUUGAUGAGCUGAAGAAGAGAGGAGGGAACAAGCUGAACAGAAACAGACCUGGCAGUGUACCUACCGGUGCCAUUGGACCUGGAUACAGUGCAAAUUUUAAUCCCCCUCUUAGCCCCACUGAGAACGGAGGAGACUUGUUGAAAGUUCGCAGCGGGCGAUUUAAGGACAAUCUUGCUGAUGAGAAAGUUAGAGAUUCUGGGCCUUCACUCAUAGACUACCUAGCUGCCAAUGGAUUUGACCUGCUCACCCACAGCCACACACCUCCAGAGAAGACGGCUAUUGGUGCUUUGGAUGAACUUAUGGAUUUGAAGAGGCUGUUGGUUGGGAGGAUUAGCCUUUCAGAUGACUCUCAGACUGUUGGGGAGAUUGGAGGGGCGGGGCCUGAAAGUCUGGAGACAGAUGGAUUUCCAUCAACAGUGGAGGAAUCCAUUGUAGAUGAAAAAGGGCAAGGAAAGGAUGGUGGGAAUAAAGGAGAAGAAAGAGGGAUCAGUGCUCCUCUAGUGCUGUCUCAGGAACUCAUGGAGGAGGUGCAGAGACGACUACAGGCUCUCAAGGAGCAACUAAAAAGACUGCAGAAUGUUGAGGAGGACCAUCAUAAGUUGCAAGAACUCCUUGCUAAAUAUUCACUUCAGGGGAGCCAUUUCAACUGAGAAACUUACAAGAUAACUGUACGUGCUGGACUUGAAAGUUGCUUUCGAGGGAUACACUGAUUGACUAAAGCCUGAAUUUUCCUGCUCUAUCCAUUCCCUCUUCUCAACUGUCCUUUCAGAAGAAUGACAUCAGGCCUCAGGCAGUUUCCAAGCCACUGAGUAAUGAAAUAGAGCGCUUGUUGUGAAAUUAUAGUAAUCCUUGAGCAUGAAUGAGUGGGUAUGUGUUUCGCAUAGAGGUAUGAGAAAGUGACAGUCUUGCCAAAAAAUGCCAAAGAAAUGAGCAAACACCUAGAGAGAGAUCAGAGUGAAAUGCUGAGUGUGCAUGUAAAGUCAUUACAACACAAAUAUACACACACACACACACACACACACACACACACACACACACACCAUAGUAAAUCGAAGCAUGUCAAAAGUAGUUUAGUGCCAAGAGACUAUAGCAAGUAUAGUUGCAUCUCUAUGAAUACACAGUGCUUCAAUCUCAAAUAUAAACUGCUGCUGUGACAGAUGAUUCAGUCAGGUUUUUAAUCAGGUUAUUCUAACAGAUAAUGUGUCGUUUCUUUUAGUGUUGAAAUCAACAGAGAGCAGCCAUGUCCAAAAUAUUUUGGCAAAACAUA
Molecule: messenger RNA, 3856 nt
Organism: Xyrauchen texanus (razorback sucker)
Lineage: Eukaryota; Metazoa; Chordata; Actinopteri; Cypriniformes; Catostomidae
Product: rho guanine nucleotide exchange factor 1-like
Exons: 31
Coding region: 150-3239 (1029 amino acids)
Biological process (GO): G protein-coupled receptor signaling pathway; intracellular signal transduction
Cellular component (GO): cytoplasm
Molecular function (GO): guanyl-nucleotide exchange factor activity; G protein-coupled receptor binding
Source: RefSeq, a predicted model, not a curated record